AUGGCUGGAACUUCGCCCGAUUUGGGGGACUUUCCAAUUGAUGAUGGUAUCCUUGCCAAAUUCCCGCCUGGAACUACAGUCGUCUCUGCCAAUCGAUACGGAUUAUCGCAAUGGACCAGCACAGCCCGACUUCAUGUGAAAUUCCUAGAUGGUGAGACGAAUCGGUAUUUCCUAAAGACUGCUAAAGGAGAGGUUGGCAGACGACUCAUGGAAGGCGAAUUCCAUGCUAUCUCUGCUCUACACAAUACUGAUAACCUGUUCUCGCCCAAACCGCCUUCGUGGGGUAAGCGGAGUGGACCAGGCCCGGAAACGUACUUCUUCAUUCUGCAGUACAUUGACAUGAGCGAUCGUUUUCCAGAUCCAAACCAGCUGUGCAGAAGAUUGGCUCAACUGCAUCGAAACAGCGUUUCACCAACAGGGAAAUUUGGGUUUCACAUCAAUACGUGCCAGGGCAAGACUCAGCAAGCCGUAGGAUGGGAGGACACUUGGACCGCACACUUUACGAAGAUGCUAAAGCACGUGGCCAAGCUCGACCACGAGACAAACGGGCAUUGGGAGGCACUAGAGAAGAUAGAGGAAAGGAUCUUCUCUCAUGUCAUACCUAGGCUGGUCGGCGUUCUUGAGUGUGAAGGUCGAAGCAUUAAGCCGUGCUUGAUUCAUGGUGGUUUGUGGGAAGGUAACACUGGAACCACAUUUGAUACGGGAAACAUCUACACGUUCGAUGCCGCAUCAUUCUACGCACACAACGAAAUGGAGAUUGGAGACUGGAGACCCUUCUACAACAACAUUCACAACAAAGUCUACACUCAAACCUAUCUAAAGAACUACGCACCGAGUGAGCCCAAGGAGGAGUGGGAUGACAGUAAUCGAUUGUACGCCACCUACUACAACAUACUUUAUUCUGUCAAUCACAGCAGCCAGGGAACAGCAAUUCAUCAGAUGGCAUUUGAUGAUUUCUACUAUCUUAUCGGCAAGUUCGCACCUUUUGCGAAAGGGGAAGCGCCUCCCAGACUCGAGCAGGAUCAGCGUGUGGCUUUUCCACCCGAGGCCGAUCACACUGCAACUCAAUUUGGCUCAGCAGAAUCUGCUGCAUACGCGGAAAAGAUGAGGAAUAGUGCCGGAAACUAG
Endocarpon pusillum Z07020 is the source of this 1128-nucleotide messenger RNA. RefSeq lists its product as uncharacterized. Bases 1 to 1128 code for a protein of 375 amino acids. The record is from RefSeq and is a predicted model, not a curated record. The transcript has 2 exons. NCBI's taxonomy places the organism in Eukaryota, Fungi, Ascomycota, Eurotiomycetes, Verrucariales, Verrucariaceae.